AUGGCUACUCCGCGUCCCUCCGUUGAGGCCGCUUUGCGGGUGGCACGUGAGUUCGACUACCCCUCAACACAAGUCCAACGCGGGGUCGAUGAGUUUCUUCGCGAGAUGUCCAAGGGCUUGUCCAAGACUGGUUCUACUCUCAGCCAGAUUCCUACGUAUGUGAACAGCGUUCCUAAUGGCACGGAAAAGGGCUUGUAUUUGGCUGUCGACCUUGGGGGGACCAACUUCCGAGUUUGCUCCAUCGAACUCCGCGGUGAUAGCACCUUCAACCUCACGCAAUCCAAAGUCCCAAUUCCUCGUGAUUUGAUGGUAUCUGCCUCGUAUAAACAAUUAUUCCAAUUUCUUGCCAAACAAAUUGAGAUUUUUCUUGAACUCCACCACAAUGACCACUUUGAAGCCACUGUACGAAGGCGUCGCCUUACAGGUACCACCGAUCAAUACCGCCAAGCAGAAAUUUUCGAUCUAGGGUUUACCUUCAGCUUCCCGGUCCAUCAAACGUCGAUCAAUAGAGGAACGCUGAUCCGCUGGACUAAGGGAUUCGACAUUCCUGAUGCUGUCGGUAAAGAUGUAUGCUUGAUGCUGCAAAAUGCGAUCGAUGAGCUCCGUCUCCCAGUCCGGGUUGCUGCACUUGUCAACGACACCGUCGGCACCUUGAUGGCUCGGUCAUACACGUCGCCUGGCAAGACUGAGACAUUGAUUGGAGCCAUUUUUGGCACCGGCACCAAUGGCGCGUACGUCGAAAAACUUAAAAAGGUAACCAAAAUGGCUACUUCAGAUGGCCCCGCACCUGAUGAUUCUGGAAACAUGGUCAUAAAUACAGAAUGGGGUAGCUUUGACAACCAUCUCAAUGUUCUUCCCAAUACCAUUUUCGACCAACAGCUCGACGCUGAUUCGGUCAAUCCUGGCAUUCAGAUGUUUGAAAAGCGAGUAUCAGGCAUGUUUCUUGGGGAAAUUUUGCGUCGUACAAUUUUGUCCUUGGUAAAAGACCCAGAAGCCAAGCUCUUACAAGAAGAUGGCGUGUCUAUUCCCCAAUCAUCACCUUUAUAUAGCUUGUGGGGGAUUGAUACUAGCUUUCUAAGUAUCAUUGAGGCGGACACUUCUUCUGAUCUGUCUUUGACGAAGAAUGCUUUGCGCAACCAUUUCGAAGUGAAUAACGCCAGCACCGAUGAUGCGCUGGCAAUCAAGACAAUUGGGCAUGCCAUAGCAAAACGUGCUGCCCGGCUAAGCGCUGUAGCUUUGUCUGCCAUCAUACUAGAUACGAAGAAGAUAGACACUGACGAAACCAUCGACGUUGGUGUUGACGGCAGCCUUGUCGAGUUCUACCCAAAAUUUGUAGAAUACAUCCGAGAAGCCAUGCGCGAGAUUAAGGAAAUCGGCGAAAAGGAGAAGAAAAUCCGUAUUGGCAUUGCCAAAGACGGUAGCGGGGUAGGUGCUGCUCUGAUUGCGUUAGUAGCUCAUAAGGGCAACGUCACUGGGAGACAGCAAUAA
This is a messenger RNA of Talaromyces proteolyticus, 1488 nucleotides long. RefSeq names its product putative glucokinase GlkA. Gene Ontology annotation, molecular function: glucokinase activity; D-glucose binding; fructokinase activity. NCBI's taxonomy places the organism in Eukaryota, Fungi, Ascomycota, Eurotiomycetes, Eurotiales, Trichocomaceae. Bases 1 to 1488 code for a protein of 495 amino acids. The transcript has 2 exons. Gene Ontology annotation, cellular component: cytosol; mitochondrion. The record is from RefSeq and is a predicted model, not a curated record. Gene Ontology annotation, biological process: intracellular glucose homeostasis; glycolytic process; glucose 6-phosphate metabolic process.